Erythranthe guttata (spotted monkey flower) is the source of this 2802-nucleotide messenger RNA. RefSeq names its product nucleoside hydrolase 3. Gene Ontology annotation, molecular function: hydrolase activity, hydrolyzing N-glycosyl compounds. Lineage: Eukaryota; Viridiplantae; Streptophyta; Magnoliopsida; Lamiales; Phrymaceae. The record is from RefSeq and is a predicted model, not a curated record.
ACACACACACACACACACACACACACACACACACACACACACACAAUUAUACACAAACGAAGAAACAAACUGUCGAAACAUAAACACAACAAACUCUCAUUACAAAUUGCUAAUAAGUGCACAAGAGACGAAGAAGAAUAAGACGAUGAUGAUAAUCCAAAGAUGUGUAUGCAUAUGUGCAUAUAUAUUGAUGAUCGGACUACUCGACUCCACGGAGGGGCGGCCGCCGCCCCCUCGCCGGAUUCUGUUGGAUACCGAUGUCGACACCGAUGAUUUAUUUGCACUCCUAUACAUUUUGAAGCUCAAUAGAUCGGAAUUUGAUUUGCAGGCGGUUACGAUAAACACGAACGCGUGGACCAAUGCGGGCCAUGCAGUGAAUCAAAUUUACGACCUACUUUACAUGAUGGGGCGAGACGAUAUAGCCGUUGGAGUCGGGGGCGAAGGCGGAAUACUCGAAGAUGGCACUAUAUUGCCCAAUGUUGGUGGUUAUCACCCCAUUAUCCAACAGGGCAUUGGUACAUCCGGAUAUUGCAGAUAUAGACAAGCUAUUCCUGUAGGUCAAGGAGGAAUUUUAGACAUUGAUUCAAAUUUUGGUUUCAGAAAAAGCUUUCUUCCACAGGGGAAGAGGAGAUAUUCGCCGAUGCGUCAGCCGACAGCUCAGCAAGUGAUGAUAGAAAAAAUAUCCCGUGGUGCAAUAACCGUGUUUCUAAUUGGUGCUCAUACAAAUUUAGGUGUAUUUAUAAUGAGUAAUCCACAUUUGAAGAAGAAUAUUGACCAUAUAUACAUUAUGGGCGGUGGAGUGAAGUCGAAAAACCCGACCGGUUGUUGCCCAAAGAACUCGAGCUCGUCGUGUAGGCCCCGUCAGUGCGGCGAUAGGGGGAAUAUAUAUACCGACUACACUUCUAAUCCUUAUGCCGAGUUCAACAUCUUUGGAGAUCCUUUUGCUGCAUAUAAGGUGAUUCAUUCUGGAAUCCCGGUUACACUCGUUCCACUCGAUGCCACAAACACCAUUCCGAUAUCGAGCAAUUUUUUCCAACAACUCGAAAAAAAUCAGAACACGUACGAGGCACAAUACUGCUUCAAGUCCUUGAAAAUGGCUCGCGAUACUUGGUUCGACGAAAACUUUUUCACGAGUUACUUUAUGUGGGAUUCGUUUUUAUCCGGAGUGGCUACUUCGAUAAUGCUGAAGCCAAACAACGAAAACGGAGAUAACGAAUUUGCGGAGAUGAAGUAUAUGAAUAUAACGGUGAUCACUUCGAACGAGCCUUAUGGAUUAUCUGACGGAUCGAAUCCAUUAUUUUACGGAUUAAAAAAGCCGAAAUUCGGAUUAGAUAGAAACGGUGUUCAUAGCGGACAUGUUCAGACAGGUCUUCGAGAUCCGUUUUGCGUUGUCGAGAAUGGCAAGGGCAGGUGCAAGGAUGGAUAUACGGAACAAGUUUCCGGUCGAGGUGGAGUUCGAGUUCUCGUUGCUGUACGAGCAAAGACUAACCGCGAUAAAAACAGUUCGUUGAACAGAGAAUAUUUCAGAAGCUUCCUAAAUGUUUUGAACAGCAAACACCAAACAGGAAAGUUCAAUUUCACUACACAGUUUCCUCAUUACAGAGAAAUCUUGUACAAACCGGAUUUUAACGGAAUAAAGCUCGGUAACAACGUCAUUUUCGACAUGGAUAUGAGCGCCGGAGAUUUCUUAGCCCUCUUUUACCUCCUCAAAUUACCCGUCGAACAAAUUAAUCUCAAGGCAAUAUUAGUAACUCCAAAUGGAUGGGCAAAUGCGGCAACGAUUGAUGUCGUCUAUGAUCUACUUCAUAUGAUGGGGCGAGAUGAUAUACCCGUCGGAUUAGGUGACGUUUUUGCCCUCAACCAAUCGGAUCCCGUUUUUCCAGCUGUCGGUGACUGCAUGUACAAGAAAGCUAUCCCGCAUGGCAGUGGCGGAUUUAUCGACUCGGAUACACUUUACGGGCUGGCCCGCGAUUUGCCUCGAAGUCCUCGAAGGUAUACAGCAGAAAAUUCAGUUAAAUUCGGAGCUCCAAGAAACACUUCUAACCCUGAGCUUAGACAGCCACUAGCUCUUGAAAUUUGGCAAUCGGUUACAAAAUCACUCGAAUCGGGAUCCAAAAUUACGAUUUUGACAAACGGGCCUUUGACUAAUGUUGCACAAAUUAUUCUUUCCGAUAAAAAUAUAAGUUCUCUAAUUCAGGAUAUUUUCGUAGUCGGGGGACAUAUCACGAGCAACAACGUAACGAGUAAAGGAAACGUGAUGAACAUCGAUUCGAACCAAUAUGCGGAGCUGAAUAUAUUUCUUGAUCCUUUGGCAGCAAAGAUAGUUUUUACUUCAAGAUUCAACAUCACUCUAAUCCCACUCAACGUUCAACGUAGAGUGAGCCGAUUCCGGAAAGUUCUAGAAACUCUCCGCCUCGCAAAGAAGACUCCGGAAGCUCUAUUCGCCACUCGUUUGCUCUCAAGAUUGCAUCGCUUAAAGACCACUCAUCCUAGAUAUCGACACAUGGAUAUAUUUUUAGGGGAGAUUUUAGGGGCAGUGGUCCUAGGUGGCAACACUUCGUUCUUGAAGACGAGCUAUGAAGUAAGAAACGUUGAAGUGGUGGUUAAUGGCGCGGAAUCGGAAAAUGGAGAGACGAAUAUCGACGAAAAUAAAGGGAGGUUAGUGAAAGUAUUGCAAGAUUUGGAUUGUUUGGCUUAUUAUCAUAGUUUUGCUAAGCAACUUGGUUAUGAGAAACAAUCUGCUGUAAUUCGAAGCUUUGAUGAACAAAGAAGAUUAUGGAGUAGUGCCCCAUAGUUUUUUUU